AUGGUCGGCAUGAACAUCUCCGUCUCUGCGGGCCUAUACACCUUCUCCAACCUGGGCCCCGUCACGACCACCUUCACGCCCCCUCCAGCAUGCACUGCAUCCAACCAGCUUGCGCUGGGCAGCCUCGACACCCGCACGGGCAUCUAUGUCUAUCUCUCUUCCCAAUGCACGGCCACCGUCGACUUUGAGGACUGCACCCCCACCACGACCUCUGAGCCCACCACCACCGGCGAGCCCGUUUACGGUGGUGGCACCGACUGGAUUGAAUACGACGGCUACGGCGUAUACUACUCUCCGGGUCUGUACUGUCCCAAGGGAUGGAAAACCAUUGGCAUGGCGGCUCGCGAUGCAAGCAGCGUCCUCACCUCGUCGGGCUUCUUGGUCCCGACCACAACCUCAACCAGCACCAGCACCAGCACCAGGACGGCCACCCCAACCCCGUACAGCGACUAUGACUAUGACUAUGACUACGACGAGGACUACGACUAUGACUCCUACACCACGCAGGACCCAGCGUCCGUCCUGAUGAGCGCGCUCGAGCCGAAGCAGACCAUGGCGCUCUGCUGCCCUGAACAUAUGACCGCCGACCACGACGGCGCCUGCUACUCAAUCGCCGAAACCUACACCCCAACCACGGGCUGCGAGAUCUCCACGACCUACGACUACGAAUACGGCCGCACCGUCUCGACAUACACGCGCACAUACACCUACAGCGACGACGAGGGAAGCGAGACCGAUGUCAUUACCAACGUCGGCACCUUCAAGAUGCCCACCGCGACCGCCACCCAUGUCCGCACAGUCACCACGACCUUUGAUCCCGAGGACCGCGGCUACUACACCGGGAUGUACUAUGCGCCGAUUAUCACGAUCCUGCACCACGAGAGCGAUCUCGACAAGGCGGCGGAGGAGACUGAGUCUGCGGAGGCGGAGGCGGAGGCCGCGGCGGAGGCGAGCGAGAGUCCGAGCAAUGCUGCUGGGAGACUUGGGGGGAACUCGAGGUCGGCUUGGGAGGGCGUUGGCGCUGUGAUGGGGAUCUGGGCUGUUGCGGGCGUUCUGGGGGGUGUUUUGGUCUUGCCGUGGUAG
Messenger RNA from Aspergillus mulundensis, 1083 nucleotides. RefSeq lists its product as uncharacterized. The transcript is spliced from 2 exons. The coding region runs from base 1 to 1083 and encodes 360 amino acids. The record is from RefSeq and is a predicted model, not a curated record. NCBI's taxonomy places the organism in Eukaryota, Fungi, Ascomycota, Eurotiomycetes, Eurotiales, Aspergillaceae.